Molecule: messenger RNA, 1779 nt
Organism: Orbilia oligospora ATCC 24927
Lineage: Eukaryota; Fungi; Ascomycota; Orbiliomycetes; Orbiliales; Orbiliaceae
Exons: 2
Coding region: 1-1779 (592 amino acids)
Biological process (GO): proteasome-mediated ubiquitin-dependent protein catabolic process
Cellular component (GO): nucleus
Molecular function (GO): ubiquitin binding
Source: RefSeq, a predicted model, not a curated record
AUGGACAAUAUUCGCGAGGAGCUGCUCGCGCAGUUCGUCGCCAUAACCAACACUUCUUCUGUCAACAAAGCCGAAACAUAUCUAGGCCUCACCGAAUGGAACCUCGAGCAAGCCAUCGAGCUGUUUUUCGCCAACGAUGGUGCUGAUUUGAGCUCUACCGUUGGUGGUACUUCGUCCUCCACUUCCGCCGCUGCCCCACCACCUCAGCCAGCUGCCGCUCCUGCAGCUUCCACAACACAUCACCAGCCGUCGUUGGCACAUCAGGGUAGAACUAGUAGUGAUGCUAUAUCUGUUGAUGACGACGAUGACGAAGAUAUGGAAACGGCAAGAGCCAUUGCGGCUGCAUCCGAACCGACUAUAGGGAAUAUAGGAGGAAUAAGUGGCGGAAAUGUAGAAGUUUACGAAGACGAUGAAGCUAUGGCUAGGAGGUUACAAGAAGAGCUAUAUGCCGAAGCUGGGGGUAGUGGAAGCCGGAAUGCUGCUCCUUCUUGGAGGGAAGAGGAUAUGGAUGGUGUUCGAGCUCCUAUGGCUCGAACUACAGAAACUUUAGUCGGGCCCGGCGACGAUCACAUCAGGCGGAUGGUUGAGCAUAGAAAUCGAACAGCGGGAAGACCACAGGGUCGUGGCCCAGUCGGCAUCUUCAACCAGCGUGUUCCCGAUGAUCCGUUGGCAUUUGGCGACUCUGAUGCGCAGGUAACACCCGCUCAGCGUCGCCGCGCCCUUGCCCAAGCUACCAAUGGCGCUUCGAAUGUCUCUAGUCGAGCUUCUCGUCUCGCCGAGCUUUACACUCCACCGUUCGAAAUUAUGACUCGUGCCGACUUCUCAAGCGGUCGAGAUAUCGGUAAAGAACGUCUCAAAUGGCUCAUGGUCAAUAUUCAAGAUAGCACGGUUUUUGACUCCCAGGUCCUCAACCGUGAUAUUUGGAAAGACCCCGCAAUCCGUUCUACCAUCCAAGAAAAUUUUAUUUUCUUGCAAUACGCCAAUGAUUCAGUGGAUGGAAUACAAUACAUCAACUUGUACCUAAACGCUAGUCGGUACGUUACGGUUGAUUAUCCACAUAUUGGGAUCAUUGACCCUCGUACUGGGGAGUUGUUGAAGAGUUGGAGUCGGGUUCCCGAUAAGAAUGAGUUUUUGAUGCAAUUGCAUGAGUUCUUAGAAAGGUAUUCAUUGGAUCCUUCCGUCAAGAUGCCAGUACAACAAAAGCCGAAGGAGAAGUCCCGUGGUGUGGAACAUAUGACCGAGGAGGAAAUGAUGCAAUUGGCAUUACAGCAGAGUUUGGGGGUCGGAGCUACAGAAGGAGAAAACGAAGAGUCAGAAGAUCCAGAUCUGUUGACUAGAAAGGAAGGGAAGCAGAAGGCUGCGGGUGAAGGUGAUUUAAUCAACUUGGAUGAGGAUAUCGCAGACGCUCCUCCAGCUGCCCCCGCGCCAGCUGAGCCGAGCGCAGCAGAACCCGUCUCGGUAUUUGCUUCGAUAGCGAAGAACAAGCAUCACUCUGAGCCCCCAGCGGGUGCGCCGGCAGUGACGAGAGUUCAAUUCAGGCUUCCAGAUGGAGCGAGAGUUGUUAGACGGUUCACCCUUGCAGACAGCGUUGAACGGAUCUUCGAGUACGUCAAAGCCGAUUUACUGCCCGAACAGGCAACGAAAACUGGUGAUGAAGGAUUGGCGGAUAAAGAAUUUGAGUUGAAAUGUCUGGGAAAGAAUCUUAUUGAUCAUCUAGAUGCGUCGAUUGAAGAAGCUGGGUUGAAAAUGGCAACUAUCAUGGUUGAUAUUGAAAGCUGA